GUGUCUCUCCGUCGGCAAACCGAACCCUGUCUUCAGAGGGUCUGCAGGUUUAUCAAUCGGGGCUCGGUCUGAUGCGGAGGAGAGCUGGGGGGCGGCUUCCGAGAAGCCCCGAGCGGACGGAGGCUCCCGCCGCCCGCCCUCUUGCCUCCCCGGCACCCUCGCCCGAGAUGGUCCGUUCCAAAGCGCGCGCUCCGCUCCCACGGCUCGGCGGCUGCCUGGGCGGUGGGGGGCAGCGGCCAGGGAGACCCGGAGCCUUGCAGAACGCUCGCGCCGUCGCGCCUAGAAGCCGAGGCGGCCGCGUCGCCGGGCAGGACCAUGGCGAAGGAGGAGGACGAGGGGGAGCUGAAGGUUCCUGAGGAGAUGUUCAAGGAUGUCAAGUUCUUCGUGGUGGGAGACAUCGAUCCCAAGGUUAUUCAGCUUCUGAAAGAUGGGAAGGCAAAGGAAGUUUCCUAUAAUGCUCUAGCUUCACACAUCAUUUCAGAAGAUGGGGAUAAUCCAGAAGUUGGCGAAUCUCGUGAAGUGUUUGAUCUUCCAGUAGUAAAACCUUCCUGGGUGACUUUGUCAGUUCAAUGUGGAGCUCUUCUGCCAGUAAAUGGUUUCUCCCCAGAAUCCUGUCAGAUCUUUUUUGGAGUUGCUGCUUGUCUAUCUCAGGUUUCCUCUGAAGACCGGAGUAUGCUGUGGGCUUUGAUUACAUUUUAUGGUGGGGAUUGCCGUUUGAGCCUCAAUAAAAAAUGUACUCAUUUGAUUGUGCCUGAACCCAAAGGGGAAAAAUAUGAAUGUGCCUGUAAACGAGAGAACAUUAAAAUUGUGACGCCUGACUGGGUUCUAGAUUCUAUAUCUGAUAAAACCAAAAAAGAUGAGGUUUCCUAUCAUCCUCGCUUAAUAAUAUAUGAGGAAGAAGAGGAAGAAGAAGAGGAGGAGGAGGAAGAAAAUGAAGAACAGGAUUCUCAGAAUGAAGGGAGUACUGAUGAAAAGUUAUCAAGUCCACCAUCUUCUCAAGAAGGAUCACCUUUGGGCAAUCGAACUUUUUCUCCAAAGUCUGUUGAUGCUGACAAAACCAAAGGAGAACUGAUGUUUGAUGAUUCAUCAGAUUCCUCUCCUGAAAAGCAUGAAAGAAAUUUGAACUGGACAACAGCUGAAGUUCCACAGACUGCUGCAACAAAACACCGAUUGCCUUCAGGCAAGGAUUCUGGACUGAUUAAUUUGUGUGCGAAUGUCCCACCUGUCCCAGGCAAUAUUUUGUCCUCUGAAAUAAGAAGUAAUAUAAUAGCUUCAGUACAAACUCCCCAAAGUUCUGGACAUCCUGAAGUGAUGGCAACAUGGAGUCCUGCAGUCCGGACGCUAAGAAAUAUUACCAAUAAUGCUGAUAUUCAGCAGGUUAAUAGACCAUCAAAUGUAGCACAUAUCUUGCAGUCACUUUCAGCACCUACAAAAACUUUGGAGCAACAGGUAAACCAUAGCCAACAGGGACAUUCAAACACAGUAUUGCUUAGCCAGGUUAAACUGACUCCAGAAGCACGGUUAGCACAGCCACCGCCGCCGCAGCAUCACCAAUCUCAGCAACCACAGCAACAGCAUCACCAUCUCCUGCAUCUUCAACCCCAGCAACUCCUGCAGUUGCAGCAACAGUCCCAGCCACCACAGCCUCAGAUUCCCCAGCAGCCUUUCUCACAGCAGCCUCAUCAGUUUGCCCAACAGCAGCAAGUUCAUCAGCACCAGUUUCCUCAGCAGCAGCUACCGUUUCCUUCCCAGCCAAUGCAUUCCCAGCAGCAAAUGCAUCGUCCGCCACAACCGUUGCCAUUUCAGCAGCAGCAUGCCUUGCAACAGCAGUUGCAUCAACUGCAGCAGCAACAGCUACAGCAACAGCAAUUGCACCUGCAGCAGCAAAACCUUCAGUUACAGCAGCAUCAGCAGCAACAGCUUCAGCAGCAACAAUUUCAGCAGCAGCACUUGCAACGUAUGCAGCAGCAGCAGCAACAAAUGCAAAAUCAGACAUCGCAACACUUGACUCCAACAUCGCAGACGCUGCACCAUCAGAUUCCAGUUCAGGCACCACAGAAUCCCCAACAGCAACAACUGCAGCAGCAUCAACUGUUUGGACAUGACCCAUCUGUAGAAGUUCCUGAAGAAUAUUUCUUACUGGGCUGUGUCUUUGCAAUUGCUGAUUACCCUGAACAGAUGUCUGAUAAACAACUGCUGGCAACUUGGAAAAGGGUAAUCCAGACACACGGUGGUACAGUUGAUCCGACACUUACAAGCCGAUGUACACAUCUUCUCUGUGAAAGUCAGCUUAGUAAUAUGUAUGCACAGGCUUUGAAAGAAAGGAAAAGAUGUAUCACUGCCCACUGGCUGAAUUCGGUGCUAAAAAAGAAGAAAAUGAUACCACCCCAUCGAGCUCUUCAUUUUCCAGUUGCAUUUCCACCUGGAGGAAAACCAUGUUCUCAGCAUAUAAUCUCUGUAACAGGUUUUGUGGAUAGUGACAGAGACGAUCUCAAGUUAAUGGCCUAUCUAGCAGGAGCAAAAUACACAGGCUAUCUUUGUCGCAGUAACACAGUUCUUAUCUGUAAAGAGCCCACUGGCUUAAAGUACGAGAAGGCCAAAGAGUGGAGGAUACCUUGUGUUAACGCACAGUGGCUCUGUGAUAUAUUACUUGGAAAUUUUGAAGCUUUGCGGCAAAUGCAGCACAAUCGAUAUACAGUAUUCAAUCUUCAAGAACCACUUGCUCCUAAUCAGCAUCUAGUUCCAAACCUUCUUGAUGCUUGGAGAGUGCCUUUAAAGGUGUCACCUGAACUUCAAAUGAAUGUGAGAUUACCACUUAAACCAAAGCAGAAUGAAUCAGUAAUUCAACCUUCGACCAAGAGGCCAAGAAUUGAAGACCUGCCAACACCUACAAAAAAACUGACACCAGAAUUGACACCAGUGGUUCUUUUUACAGGAUUUGAGCCUACUCAAGUGCAUCAGUACAUCAAGAAACUCUACAUUCUUGGCGGUGAAGUAGCAGAGUCUGCUCAGAAAUGUACUCAUUUGAUAGCUAGUAAAGUAACCCGUACUGUAAAAUUCCUGACCGCAAUUUCAGUUGUAAAACAUAUUGUAACCCCAGAAUGGUUGGAAGAAUGUUUCAAGUGCCAGAAAUUUAUAGAAGAACAAAGCUACAUACUCCGAGAUGCAGAAGCUGAAGUCCUUUUCUGUUUCAGUUUGGAAGAAUCUCUAAAGAGAGCACAAGUAGCACCACUCUUUAAGGGAAAGUACUUCUAUAUUACUCCUGGAAUUUGCCCUAGCCUAUCCACCAUGAAAUCAAUCGUGGAAUGUGCAGGUGGGAAGGUAUUAUCCAAACAACCUUCUUUCCGAAAACUUAUGGAACACAAACAAAAUAAGAGUUUGUCAGAGAUUAUCCUUAUCUCCUGUGAAAAUGAUCUACACUUAUGCCGAGAAUACUUUGCCAGGGGCAUAGAUGUCCACAAUGCAGAAUUUGUUUUGACUGGUGUUCUUACUCAAACGCUGGAUUAUGACUCAUAUAAGUUUACCUGACUCGAAGUAAAAUGCCUUGUUUUGCUUCAGAUUUUUUGAGCCCUUCCUCCAAGCUUCCUUCCAGCCUGUGGAUCAGUAAAUCAGGACUUCGUGGAAUUCUUUUUUCUCUUAUUUUGCUGAAGGGUGAAGAACAGUUUGAGGCAGGAGAGCAAAAGUUUACUGCAUCUGUUUAAGAUGUGCCACCUUUUUUUAUUAAACAUAAUUAACUAUGUUUUUUUGUACUAUACUAUAGACCAGAGAGAUUACUUUUUAUAUUGCAAAAUAGUUUUCCUGAUUUUUUUUAAAGUUUUAAUAAUCGGCAGUAUUCAACCAAAAUCAAAAUUAAAAUGUAAAGGAA
This is a messenger RNA of Python bivittatus (Burmese python), 3865 nucleotides long. The record is from RefSeq and is a predicted model, not a curated record. Lineage: Eukaryota; Metazoa; Chordata; Lepidosauria; Squamata; Pythonidae.